Ruditapes philippinarum (Manila clam) is the source of this 2351-nucleotide messenger RNA. RefSeq names its product non-homologous end-joining factor 1-like. The record is from RefSeq and is a predicted model, not a curated record. Gene Ontology annotation, molecular function: DNA end binding. Gene Ontology annotation, cellular component: DNA ligase IV complex; nucleus. The transcript has 8 exons. Bases 76 to 1110 code for a protein of 344 amino acids. Gene Ontology annotation, biological process: double-strand break repair via nonhomologous end joining. NCBI's taxonomy places the organism in Eukaryota, Metazoa, Mollusca, Bivalvia, Venerida, Veneridae.
UACCUCGGUUUGUUUACUACCGGAAGCGAUCACUUUCAAUUUCAUAUCGUUUAAAAAGCAGAAAGAACUGAAGAAAUGACGACAGAAGUUGAAUGGAGAAGGAGAUGGAAACCAGAUUUAGAUGCAUUUCCAUGGCAACCAAUUAGAGUUGAUGGCAACACUUAUCUUUUGAAAUAUAUGUUCACAACCGACAGUUAUAAAGUGUUGUUAACUGACUUGACAAAUUUUUGGCAUGAAGAGUUAGAAGACCAGAGUUUACAAAAAAGAAUAAAGAAAUUGAAUCCAGGGAUUGAAGCACCAGUAACAAGAAUUUUGGACCAAAUUAAAAGUGUACUUGAUAAAACCCAGGAUGAUCCAAAUACCUCUAUAAAGCUGUCAUUCAAGCGUGAAGCUGAUUCUGAUGAAAGGAAGGUGAUGCUUGUUUUACACUCGGAACUCGCUGGAAUGCCAUUUCUGUGGAACUUCCAAUGUAAACCAGCUGAUAAAUCUAUGGGCACAGAACAUUUGAUACUACCUCUCAUGGCAAUGGUUGGUGAACUUACUCGCAGGCAGCAAGAACUUGUCAAGAUCAUUCAGGCAAAAGAUAAGCAAAUUGAUGAUUAUAAGUCACAAGGGGCCAAAUGUUCAAGAAAGCAUAUCGAGACACCAAACUUUGUGGAGACUGCAUUUGAGAUGAACAUGAUGACCUCAAAGGGAUUUGUGGAGCAGAUGAAGGACAUAGAGUUGAAAACGUUUGACAUCAAAUCUCAGGAUCUUUACAGGCAGAUUAUGAGCAAGAGGGCAUGGGUGAACAAAUCUCCAACAAAAGCAACAUCAGAAGAUGAAAGUCUGCUAGAUGACAUGAGUAGUGCUGAUGAUAACCGCAGGACAUCUACAGGUCAAUCCUGGGGCAACUCACGUCUUCCACCGUCCCUUCAGCAAUCAAAGUCGCCCACAAAAUCACCGAAGAAAACACCAAGUCCAUCGAAAUCAUCAAACAACUCUACACCAGAGGCCUCUCCUGUAAAGGACACAGAAUUGUUAAGACGGCAGGCACUAGAAAGGAAGUUAGAAUUAGAAGAAAGUAAAAAGAAGGAAAAAUCGAAGAAAAAGAAAAAAAUUGGAUUUUAGUGAUCACAGUUGAAAACAUUUCAGUUUUAUUUAUGAACUUUGCAUAAUAUGCAAUAUUUGGUUUCCUUCCCUUAAUCUGCUGGAGACUCAAACUGACUAGCCUUUGCCACCAGUCUGGAGCCAGGUAGUCCUGCACAUCUGUGUAGUCUGACCACACUCUAUACUGAUGGUUUACAAACUUUAGAUUUUUGAUCUUGAUACCCCUAAAAUUGAUAAUGUAAAGGUCCAAAAAUGGUGGCUGGACUAGUCCAUUUUAAGAAAUUUGGCAGGGUAAGGGCUAAAACAUUUUCAACAUGAUAUUUUGUUGAUGUUUCAUCUGAUAUAUCAAGAAUGUAUAUUAUGGACUAAGUAAAAACAAUGAGCAAUAGCGGCAUUUAAUACUUAAGUAUUUGAUGUGGCAAUAUUUCCACAAUCAUGUUUAUAAAAUACAUGAAAUUUUUUGUAGUUGACCUUAAUGAUUUAGCAGUAAUAUAAAUUGUUAUUUGAGCCACGCCAUGACAAAACCAACAAAAUGGGUUUGCGACCAGCAUGGAUCCAGACCAGCCUGCGCAUCCGCGCAGUCUGAUCAGGAUCCAUGCUGUUCGUUUACAAACCCUAUAACAAGUAGAGAAACUGAUAGCGAACAGCAUGGAUCCUGAUCAGACUGAGCGAAUGCGCAGGCUGGUCUGGAUCCAUGCUGGUUGCAAACCCAUUAUGUUGGUUUUGUCAUGGCGCGGCUCAUAUAUUAAUGAAAAAAAGGUCAGCAAUAGUUGCUAAGAUAUUUGAAGUGGUUGAUUGAUUCUUGUGAAAUAUACAUGUACAGGUUUAUUAAAAAGAAAAUGGCAUCAGAAGCUAUUAUCAUAAUAAAAUGAUAAUUCCUGUGCAAAAUAAAGUAUUUUAUUCGUAAUAAUUAUGAAUAAAAUAUUUGAUAUCACUGAUGAUUUAUCACUUCAUUUUAAUUUUCUUGUUCUAGAGAAAAAUUAUUAGUAUUAGUUGCUAUUAUCAAUGAAUUAUUUUAUGCCACAGAUGAAAUAUCAUUUUGUGUAAAAUUAUCAAGAUGAAGUGAAAAAAUAUUAGCAUUAAUUGCUAUUAUGAAUAAAUUAUUUGAUGUCACUGAUGAAAUAUCAUUUUAUGUAAAUUAUCUAGAUAUAGUAUUAAGAUGUUAGCAUUAAUUGGUAUUAUGAAUAAAAAACAUGAUGACACUGAUAAUUUAUCAUUUCAUGUACAUGUAAUUUGAAUACCUAGUAAAUUAUUGAAACAGA